AUGCUUCGAUACAAUGGCGGUUCAGACUUACCCAAGUCAGAGUCUGAGGCCAAGAAGCAUAUCGCCAAAAUCCGGAAGGCCAGGGACAAGGAUAAGAAAUCAGGAAUCGCGGGUAUGAUGGACAAUGCCAUCGGCAUUCUAUCAGAUGAUUUGUAUCAAAAGCCUUCACACUUUAUCCUCGAGUUUCUACAAAACGCGGACGACGGCAACUACGAAGCGCCUGAACCAACUCUAGUGAUCACAUUACAGGAUAAUACUGUCCGCUUCGACGCUAACGAGGUCGGGUUCACUCGUACCAAUGUUGACGCUCUGUGCAGCCUGGGCUCAAGUUCCAAAGUUCAGUCGGACCAAGCGACUGGCCACAAGGGCAUUGGGUUCAAGUCAGUAUUCAAGGUUGCCGACAAAGUGUGGAUAAAGUCGGGCCAUUAUUCCUUCAAGUUCGAUGCCAGAGAACGGCUGGGGACUGUGGACCCCAUCUGGACAAGUUUCCCCGACAGAGAGCGAGAAGGAUAUACGUCGAUUCGUCUCCGGUUGCUGCCUAAGCUAAAUCUGUUGGCUUUGGCUGAUGAGCUCUUGAAGCUCGAUGCGCAGCUCCUGCUGUUCCUUCGGAAGAUUCAAUGUAUAGAAGUCCACGUUAUUCCAGAAAAAGGCCAGAGGGCCCGUCCUCCCAGAGUGUUGAAGCGGCGUACAGAUUCCAGAAUCCCGGAUGGCUUGCAGCGAUUCACGUUAAUAUCAGACUAUGCAUCAGCAUUUCUCGUCUCGAGCCAUCGCACCAUCAAACUUGGGCACGACAACAGAAGGAAGGGGCGGAAACACUCGGACAUUCUCCUUGCAUUUCCAGAAAUGUCAUUCAGACAUCCGCCUACGGCGACUCAAAACGUUUAUUCGUUUCUACCGAUCCGGAACUACGGCUUCAAGUUCAUCAUGCAAGCCGAUUUCCUGCUCACUGCCAGUCGAGAGGACAUUGACAACUCUUCUGACUGGAAUAUCAAGCUGCUUGAUGAACUCCCCGAAGCCAUGCUCACAGCGAUCAGGCGUUUCAACUCCCGUCGUCUCUACGAUGCAUGGCUCCCUUACCUCAUCUUUGACCACAACCAACCGGGCUUCUUUGAGAAUCUUGGGCAAGAGAUCCUCAAGUUGUUAUCGAGGCAGCCCAUCUUGAAGUCGAUAACUGGCGACUUGAAACCUCCGUCAGAGCUGACUCGCAUCCCGGCGUCUCUGGCGGACACGGACGGCAACUCCAUGAUCCCUCGGGGCUUCUGUCCCUACACAUUGGUCUCGUCCGAGCUUUCAUCUCAGUUCACAGGUGCACUAGAUGGCCUGGGCGUCAAGACCCUUUCCAGCGAUGAGUUCCUAAGUGAAAUCUCAUACUUCAUCCCGAGGUUUCCCAAAGUCUUUCAGUCCCAGCCUUCAUACUGGCACUCGCGACUCGCGUCUAUUCUCCUUCGUCUUUGCGGUUCACCAGAGUACAAGGCUCAGAUCGCUGAAUUGCCAAUUGUUCUUCUACAAGACGGUCGAUGGGUUACCCCUAAUGCCGGUCAACUUCUAUUGCCUCUGAGAUCCAGCGUCGGCCCGGUUCCAAAGGGAAUUUCCGCCAUGGAAGUCCACCGUGACGUUGCUGAUGAUUCUUUCCGUCUUCGACUGAUUCAGGAAUUCGGAGCGAGAGAGUCCGGGCUCCGGAUGGUCUGCGACAUCAUCACCAAGGCGCACGAGGACAUGACCUUUGCCCCGGAAACCGUUGACAUAGACGAACUUGUCUCCCACAUUGUCUUUCUGUAUCGUGCUCAAUGGGUCCGGACCUCGGUCUCCACGAAGAUCUGGUUCGUCGCGGAAGAUGGCAGCCGUGAUCGAGGCCAUCGCAUGUAUGUCGACUCAAAUUCGGAGUACUCUGUCGGGGCCGUCUUUUCCGGAAAUCAUAGAUCCAAGUUCCAUUUCUUGCACGCCAAGUAUGAACUUGCUUUCUCGAGAGUUCGAAGCAAUGAGAAUCCGACGCAUUGGAAGAAAUGGAUCCGCGAGAACUUUGGUGUUGCACAUCUUCCCCGUCUAGCAUCAACAAUCUCCGAAGACAAGAAGAGCUUUAUCUUAUCGAGGGACUUUCGGUACCUGAUGGAUCACCAGUCUUCGAAGAUAGUCUUGAGUGUUCUGAAACACAAUUGGAGUCACUACUCCCGUUGGAUUCAGGAAACGCCCACUGAUGCGACCGAGAAGGAUAAGAAGCGGUCGAAAGAAAAACUGCGACAUGAGUUGUCCUCCUGGCGCGUUCAAUGUCGUGGCGGUCCGCUUGUUCAGCUGAGGAAGACAUGCCUUCCACGCAAGAACGUACUUGUUGGACUGGGUCUAUGGGGAUACUCAUCUGGGAUGCAGGGUCAUGCCCAAGGUUACCCCCUUCUCGACAUCUCAGAUCCGGAGGAUAGUGGCUGGGAUUUUUUGCAACACUUCGACGUCAUUGUGGAGUUAAAGCCAGUGCACUUCAUCACUCGAUUGCUGGAGCUGCGACGAACCGACACCACUAGGGCUGCUGUAUCCGUACUGUAUGAUCAGAUCGUUACUUGUGCAGAUGAUAGUCAACUCGGAGCCAUCAGGAAGUCCUUCGAAGAGAAUAACCUCAUCUUCAUUCCAUCAACAGAGCAUUGCCCUAGCCGCUGGGUUGGCCUGGAUGGGUGCACCUGGGAAGGUUUCACCUGCCUCCGAAAGAUCCCCGACCUGAAGAGACAUUACCCUUCUCACCAACAUGAGACUCUCUUCAGAAAGUACCUCAAUGUCCCUAUCGCUAACCUGAAGACUCUCGUAUCUGAGCUUCAACAAGUCACGUCUUCUGACUCGCUGUCCUACCUCCGCGAUCUAUUCAUCACAACAAGCAGACGCAUGGAUGCCGCCACCUUGUCAGAGUACAACGACGCAGCCAUUGUCAAACAGCUAGGCGGACGCAAGAUUUGGCCCAUCACGAAAUCAGGCUCGGACGAUGGCUUUGAGAGUCUCAUGGCCAACGACGACGUGUGGUACAUUCCUGACCACGGUCACCUGCGCGAGACGUUUUCAGGAAAACUGCCUUUCUUGGCGUUCGAUACCGCAACUCUUGCUCAGCUUGAACAGCUUUUGCGUCCGUUUGGCCUUGAUAGGAGGAUUAUCUCCAAGGCGGCGACGUCAAAGACGAGCACGAUGGGAGAAGCGCCUUGCAUGGUCGACUACACCAAAGCGCUCACGGCCAAAGCAGAGUUCAUAGCCAGGCUUGUUCCCUUGGGUCACGCAGACAGGAGCACUAUUUUGCGCCGUCUGGGUGCGAUAUGCGUCUAUCAACCGCAGAAGGUAUCGGUGCAAUGGACCGUCGUCACCCAGAUCGCAGACAUCGUACAUGGCCAUGAAGAAUCUGGCCGUGUAUCAGUGACGACUAAGGAAGACGGACUCGAUAUCUAUCUCGUUCCUGAAGACUCCAACAUCUACUGCCCUCCCUUGGAACUGACGGAAGAGCUAGCCGCCUGCUGUGGCAUUACAAACCCUGAGCACGUCCAGCUCCUCACACACAUUCUGGUGCAACAGGAUGUCCAGAGAAUCUCGAGUGACCUUGAGAGAAAAGGCAUACCCAAUGAUCUGGAGGGAUUUGACAACACAAAUGCAAAACUUCCGGAACCUUCGUCUUUGGAUGUCAAGAUCUCAAGUAACUUUGACGAUCAUCUGAACAAUCUGAGCCUGCAAGCGCAAACACUAAGAAGUAGCUACAUCGAACGGGUUCCCUCUCCAGCCUCCUAUGUUGCGAGGACUGCUGAAUGGGAUGAGGUUCAGAAGCGUUACAGGCUUGUCACCGUUGGGCCCAAGACGAGGUCCAUCAAAUAUGGAGUCACGGCAUUGUCAAUGCCAGAUUCUCUUGCAUCCGGUGGUCAUAGCGAAAUGGAAGACAACUUCAUCGGCCAGCUCUAUGUCUCAAGCUUUCUGAGAGAGGUCGUCGGCGAUGGAUACAAACCUAGUGUUCAUUGGACAAGCCCUCUUCGAAACAUGGCAGGCCACAGUCCAUUCCAGGACAAUGCUUCUGACACGUCAACUUUUACGAUGCAGGACACACAGGAAAGGUUCAAGCAGUUCCUGGCACAACAAGGGUUUCAAGGAAUUGAGUCAUUGGCCGACUCUGUGACUUUCCACAUCGAAACCAUCGUUUCUGACGAAUCCAUUUACUCUGGCUUUACACUCAAUGCGCAUCAGGCGAAAAAGGCUGAGAGACUUUCCCUGACUAGACCUGCAAACAUCAUGUUGACUGAAGCGUUCAUCUUGGUUGUCGUAUGUAAUCUUCACGAGGAGCCUCGAAUCGCCUUUUUCGAUGACCCUUGGCGGCACUAUCAUGGCGGAUCCCUCUCAUUGGAAGCACCCAGCGGCUACUGGGCUCGUUUCAACGAGACCGCACGUCCCCUUCAUAUCCGAGGCGCUGCAAACGUUCAGGUUGUGUCGUCAGAGGACUCCGGCUGCUAUAGGUAUCGAAGCCUACGCCCGGGGGAAAUGCGGCUCUUCAAGCUCUCCCCUGGAAGGGACGACGAACCCUUGGAAGGUACUGUCCACCACGUGCUGGCUGGUUCUGACGAAGAGUAUCAAGCUCUGUCCUACGUCUGGGGCGACAUUAACUCUUCCCUGGCACCGCACUUUAUCGAGACUCCUGAGGGAGCGCUGCAGAUCAGCUUUUCUCUCCAUUCUGCGCUGCGGGCGAUCAGAGACCAGAAGACUGAUACAAUGCUAUGGAUUGACGCCAUCUGCAUUAACCAGGAGAGCGUUACGGAGAAGGCUAUUCAGAUCCGCCUCCUGAGCACAAUCUUCCAGUCAGCCACACAGGUCGUCGCUUGGCUUGGCCCAGAGGACCAGAGUCAGAACGGCGGCACCGUGAUGGAAAAUCUCAAGAGCAUUGCCGAGUUUUCCCGUCAGUCCGGAUCGAUGUACCGGCCCGAAUUCUUGGACAGCAUCAAGUCCAAGAAUGAGUCUCGGGGCUGUGAUAUUGACACCUGGGCCGAUUUGGAUGCCUUCUUGGAUAGACCAUGGUUCAAACGUGUCUGGAUCGUGCAAGAACUGGUGCUGCCAACCAAAGUCACUCUCAUCUGUGAUAAAUCAACGAUCGACUGGGAUGAGUUCUUUGAGGCAAUUCAGCUCUGCGAACGCGGGCUCAACUCCGGUGGUCAUCAACCUGACGAUGUUCUCGUCUUUCAACACGCCAGCCCCGCAUAUGCCCUAGGAAUGGCACGCAAGUCGCUCAGAGAAGGGCGUAACAAGUUUGGAUUUCUCCGCUUGCUUGACAUGUUUGCUCACUGCCAGGCCACUAAGCUUGUCGACAAGCUGUUCGCUCUUCUUGGCCUCGGCUCUGACUGCGGCCAGCAAGAGUUCAACCCGGAUUAUGACUCAAGUAUACAGCAAGUCGUCCAGAGGUACGCCAACUGCUUUGUGCACCGGGGACAGGUCAUGGACCUCUUAUGCCGGGCCGGGAUGAAUAAGUCCUAUGGCUUCUCGUCUUGGAUCCCUGAGUGGACAAGACACAACUUCCCCCAGACAAUAUCAACAUGGGAUGCUGCAAAGGGCACAUUCUACGCUGGCAAGCGGGAGCACCCAACGGCUGAUGUGCAACCUACAUCUGACUCUGGCCUUUCGAUUUUGCAAAUUAGUGGUAUCUCGGUUGACAGAAUCACAUCUUUCGCCACAAUCAGAGAGGUUGGCAAGGACGGCGCCGACUACUCUGGUACUGCAGACAACUUCCGUAACUUGAUCGAGUUUAUUCAUUCAUACCCAUCCGGGGAGAGUAAUAACAGCAUUCUUCUCAGACUCCCCAUUGGAGACGCAAGAAAGCCUCACCUGGAGUCGACCACAGACCGCCUCCGAGCAUACCGAGACUUUGUGAAUCAGGAGGCACAUGAGUGGCCUAGCGACCUAGAACAGCUCGUGUGGGGAGACAAGAAGAGAUCGCCCGAAGAGGACAGAGUGGUCAAGCAAUACUGGCAGACUUCACAGGCGUUCAUGAGCAGAAUCUCAAAGGCUGUUUUCUGCAGGACUGAGAAAGGCUACGCUGGUCUGGUACCGGGGGGAUCACAAAAAGGCGACGAAAUAUGCACAUUUGGUGGCGGCAAGGCGCCGUUUGUGCUCAGGAAGCGCAUAGAGGCGGAGUAUACGCUAGUGGGCGAGUGCUAUAUGCAUGGCCUUAUGUAUGGCGCUGAGAAUGUCCAAGGAGCUCAGGAGAGGCAGUUUUGUAUUGUAUAA
Molecule: messenger RNA, 6219 nt
Organism: Fusarium keratoplasticum
Lineage: Eukaryota; Fungi; Ascomycota; Sordariomycetes; Hypocreales; Nectriaceae
Product: HET domain-containing protein
Exons: 8
Coding region: 1-6219 (2072 amino acids)
Source: RefSeq, a predicted model, not a curated record